Ficedula albicollis (Collared flycatcher) is the source of this 1865-nucleotide messenger RNA. RefSeq names its product tetraspanin 33 (gene TSPAN33). The transcript is spliced from 11 exons. Gene Ontology annotation, cellular component: membrane. Lineage: Eukaryota; Metazoa; Chordata; Aves; Passeriformes; Muscicapidae. The record is from RefSeq and is a predicted model, not a curated record. The coding region runs from base 1 to 1476 and encodes 491 amino acids.
AUGACCCAGCAGAGCCCCCUUGAACGGGAGCCCCCUUGUCCCAUCCCUGGGGUGACCCCGCUGUGUCCCCUCCCAGACCAUUCUCCUGUCCCCGUCACCGUCACCGCGGCCAUCGGCGAGGACGCCUGCUUGCCCUGUGGCACCCAGCCCUGGGCUGACCUGCGCGGGGUCACCCUCAGCUGCACCCACCAGGCUGGUGGCCACCACGCUGUCCCCGUCCUUAGCCACCGCCUGGGCUCGCAGCCGCCGCCCCCCGAGCCGAGCUGGCAGCCCCCCGUGCAGCCCGACAGCCGCUUUAGGGGCAGGGUGGCUUUCUGCGCCGCGGGGACCGCCGACAGCGACAGCGGCGUGUCGCUGCUGCUGAGGAACCUCAGCCACGCCGAUUUCGGGAAUUAUUCCUGCUACGCCUCCCGAGCCGCGGCCCCGCAGCUCCUCUGCUCGCUGCUGCUGCAGCCCGCAGUGGCAGGGGUCCCCGGGGCCGCCGAGCCGGACAUGCUGAUGGUGAUUUGUGUCCUCACGGCCGCCUUCACCGCGGUGGCCAUCGGGGUCAUGGUGUGUGCCCGCUGCCAGGGGCACUGCUGGGGGCGCAAAGGUGGGUCCGGGGGCACAGGGGGGCGCAGGGGGGUGUUGGGAGUGGCGGCCGCCGCCGGGCCCCUAGGGGAUGAUUUCUCCUUCGUGAGCCCGGUGGCCAAGUACGUGCUCUUCUUCUUCAACCUGCUCUUCUGGGUGAUCUCCAUGGUGAUGGUGGCCGUGGGGGUCUACGCCCGGCUGCUGAAGCACGCAGAGGCGGCCAUGGCGUGCCUGGCGGUGGAUCCUGCCAUCCUCCUCAUCAUGGUGGGCGUCCUCACCUUCCUCAUCACCUUCUGCGGCUGCGUCGGCUCCUUGCGGGAGAACAUCUGCCUGCUGCAGCUGUUCUCCAUCUGCCUGACCAUCAUCUUCCUCCUGCAGCUGGCGGUCGGCGUGCUGGGCUUUGUCUUCUCUGAUGAGGCACGUGGGAAGGUCAGCGAGAUCAUCAACGGGGCCAUCGUGCAUUACCGGGAUGACCUGGACCUGCAGAACCUCAUCGAUUUUGGGCAGAAGGAGUUCAGCUGCUGUGGGGGUGUCUCCUACAAGGACUGGUCCCAGAACAUGUACUUCAACUGCACGGCCACCAACCCCAGCCGCGAGCGCUGCGCCGUGCCCUUCUCCUGCUGCCUGCACGACCCUCAGCAGGCUGUCAUCAACACCAUGUGUGGCCACGGGAUGCAGGCCAGGGGCUACCUGGAGGCCAGUGCCUUCAUCCACACCAACGGCUGCAUCGACAAGCUGGUCAACUGGACCCACAGCAACCUGUUCCUGCUGGGGGGCAUCACCCUGGGGCUGGCCCUGCCCCAGCUGGUGGGCAUCAUCCUGGCUCAGCUCCUCAUCAACCAAAUCCGCGACCAGGUCAAGCUGCAGCUCUACAACCAGCAGCACCGUGCAGACCCCUGGUACUGAGCCGGGGUGUCCGGGGCCAUUCCCAGAUCCCGGAUCAGAGAGACCUUAACUCACUGGCUGCACCCCGCGGGGAGAGCCCCAGGGGCUCCGCUGGACAAGAGGAGACUCCGGUGCUGGGCUCGGCCUGGAGGUGCUGACUGGAGCAUGGCUGAGAAUCGCAGUCUGUCCGUCCGUCCGUCCUGCUGUCGCACGGGGAUGUGCCUCCUCUCUCCGCUGGAGAAGGACGUUUGUCUGUCUGUCUGUCCGUCCGUCUGUUUGCACCGAGCUGCCUUCUCGCCCAGACUGCCGCCAUUCCCCUGACGGCCGGGUGCCCGUGUCGGUGUCGCUGGGUGCGGGGACAGCACCCCGGGGUGCUGAGUGGGUGCCGGGCUGUGCCACUGGCAGGGGGA